AUGGAUACGACCAGACCAGCUCCACUGCGCAACAGUAAACUGCUAAAUUCCAUUGAAGACCCGACUUUUCGCGCGAAUUUACCAGAUCUCAUACCAAGCAAGCCGCUCAAAGCGAAGGUCAAGCCAGCGCAAGAAGAGAUGGACCCCUUCGAAGUGCGCAUUCGUUUUACGCAAUAUUUACAACAUUUGAAUGCGAGUGUUACGAGUGCGAAUAAGACGGCACAGUAUGCGUUGAAAUAUAGGGAUAUGGAUGAAGAUCUGCAUAGUUGCAUCCUGGAACAACUGGAGAGAAAUUCUAUGAACAAUAGGGCAAACAUCAUGUUUUUCAUCGAAAUUUUAUGCGAUAUGGCAUCGAGAGAAGGACACGAUGAUUAUGUACGCAUGAUGCAAAGAGAUAUUCUCCGGGUAGUCGAUGCCGUUGCGCCAGAAGAUGGCUCCGGAGCAGCGAAUGUAAAAGUAGUGCGCAAGGUUCUCCAAGGCCUUCAACGAAAAUCAUUCCUUUUACCUCAAACUGUUACGGAAAUUGAAGAAUGUCUCAAAGAACGCGAUACUCAACCCGACGCACUCAUGUCUUCUCCGCCCGCAAACGAAGCCAAUGGAAAUGGCACUUCACAGCAUGCUACCCCCAAACAAACCAAACCAAAUGGAGUAGGGAGGUUGGAUAAGAGACAGAUUGAACAGAGAAUUGAAGAGGAUCGCGAGAGACAUAAGAGAUUGAGAGAACAUAUCUGGGCUGUACCGGCCUUGGGACCCAAUUCGGAGUUCGAUAAAUUGUGGGAUGAAACGAGUGAUUUGGGAGAUGAUGAUAUGGAUUUGUAUGAAGAAGAAGCUAUGGAGAGAAAAGAGGCUGGAAGGGAAUGGUUUAAUGAGCAAGUUCAUAAAAGUAGACUCGAGGGACAAUCUUGAGUGGAGGGUUACUUUGCCCGGUCAUGGCGUUAAAUUGCAUCAUAUGGCGGAGUUCGUGCAUUGGCGUUCUACGGUUAUUCAGGUAUACCGAGGAUCAUUAUGUAGCAUGUAGGAUUACUUGGACGGCGUGGUUAUAUAUAGGUUUGAGGACGUUUGCAUCGCGCGGCUAUAUAGCCUUAGGUGCUCAGGAGUCGGCACAUAAAAAUGCGGUAAUACCAUUUUGUUAUACAGAAAUUUGGUGUUGAGAAUUCAGCUCCCAUCAAGAAACAGAACGGGUGGGACCCUUAAAAUCAUGGCCACUAUCUCUUCAUAAGCAUUCUCUCAAGAUUACUUUGAUUACAAUCACAAAUUUACAAUUCUCUCCAAAGUCUGGAAUCAUCGAGAAACAUGGAUUCUGAUUAGUGCAAACAAGUGUGCGUCCUAUGCGGCGUGAUCAUCUUUACUUCCAGCUGCGAGUCCGCCUGUAGUUCUCAUAUUUGGGGUAGUAUUCUCUUUUCGCUGGAAUUCCUUGUGUGUAUCUGAAGAUUUCGGAAGGCUUGAGAUGGCAUUUCGGCUGCUUUAGGACCCUCGCAGUAGCAGAUCAACUCGUUCCUGAUGUAUGUUAGUUUGAGUAUGUGGGCGAAAAGGCGACAGUUCACAAGCACUAGCUUUCCCUUAAUGCCACUAGCGAGCUCUUUCUAUA
Messenger RNA from Botrytis byssoidea, 1588 nucleotides. RefSeq lists its product as uncharacterized. Gene Ontology annotation, cellular component: CTDK-1 complex. The coding region runs from base 1 to 906 and encodes 301 amino acids. The transcript has 2 exons. Lineage: Eukaryota; Fungi; Ascomycota; Leotiomycetes; Helotiales; Sclerotiniaceae. The record is from RefSeq and is a predicted model, not a curated record. Gene Ontology annotation, biological process: positive regulation of transcription by RNA polymerase I; positive regulation of DNA-templated transcription, elongation.